AUCAUCUACCCCAUUCCUGACAUCACUUACUCAAUCAUCACCACACACACAGCCAUUUAGAUCGAGCUAACCAUUGAGAAUCAAGAAGAAGAACCAUGUUUAACUUCUCGUUUUCAUCCUCAGACGGCCGGAGAUGUGUGUGGGUCAACGGUCCGGUCAUCGUCGGAGCAGGCCCGUCCGGGCUCGCCGUCGGAGCUUGCCUGAAAGAGAAAGACGUCCCUUACGUGAUCUUGGAAAGGGCAGACUGCAUUGCUUCUCUGUGGCAGAAACGCACCUACGACCGCCUCAAACUCCAUCUUCCUAAGCAAUUCUGCCAGCUUCCGAACUACCCUUUCCCCGACCACUUCCCGGAGUACCCUUCCCGGAACCAGUUCAUCGACUACCUCGAAUCCUACGCCAAACACUUCGACAUCACCCCGAGGUUCAACGAAUGCGUCCAGUCCGCUAAGUUCGACGAAAAGAGUAAUAUGUGGAAGGUCCGGACCGUCUCCCCUGCCGGCGAAGAUGUUGAGUACAUUUGCCAGUGGCUAAUCGUCGCCACCGGCGAGAACGCCGAGUGCGUCGUCCCGGAGAUCGAGGGGUUGAAGGAAUUCGACGGCGACGUCAUUCACGCCUGUGAUUACAAGUCCGGCGAGGAUUUCCGGGGAAAGAAAGUUCUAGUAGUUGGCUGCGGGAAUUCCGGGAUGGAACUCUCCCUUGAUCUUUGCAACCAUGAUGCUAAACCUUCCAUGGUUUGCCGGACUUCGGUUCAUGUAUUGCCAAGAGAAAUAAUGGGUAAAUCUACAUUCGAGCUGGCGGUUUUACUGCUGAAAUGGCUGCCACUAUGGCUAGUAGACAAGAUUCUGCUAGUUCUUGCAUGGUUAAUUCUCGGGAACGUCGAGAAAUAUGGUCUUAAAAGGCCGGAGAUUGGACCGUUGACUCUCAAGAACACGCAGGGGAAAUCCCCUGUUCUCGACAUCGGAGGACUGCAAAUGAUUAAAUCCGGUAAAGUCAAUAUAGUCCCCGGAAUCAAGAAGUUCUCCCGGAAAACUGUGGAGCUCGUGGACGGCGAAAGCCUCCAAGUCGACGCCGUCGUUUUGGCCACCGGAUAUCGCAGCAACGUCCCUUACUGGCUACAGGAAAGUGAAUUCUUCUCUAAAAGUGGAUUCCCAAAAGCGCCGUUCCCAAACGGUUGGAAAGGACAAGGAGGGCUUUACGCAGUUGGGUUCACGAGGAGAGGGCUAUCGGGCGCUUCUGCUGACGCUGUCAAAACAGCACAAGACAUCAUCAGACUCUACAAAGAAGAAAUGAAACAGGAAAAGCUCCGAACCAUUUCAACGUUAAUCUCUGUUUAGGAGUUAAUUAAUGACAGGAUUGAUUAUUAAAUUAAAACAAUGUACACUAAUUAUUACUAACCCGAGUAGAAGCUAGUGCAGAGAUCAGUCAGCCCUCUCUAUAAAGCCCAAGUUUUGUUAUUAUUGGGCAUCCGUGUACCUAUACUUAGGAUGACGAGGCGAUUAACGCUCUUUUUCUUCGGCUAUUUAUAUUUAUUUGUAUAAUGAUGUAUCUAAUUACAAAGUUUUUUGUCUCAUUUUGCCCAAAAAAAAGUUUUCUGCC
Molecule: messenger RNA, 1596 nt
Organism: Cuscuta europaea
Lineage: Eukaryota; Viridiplantae; Streptophyta; Magnoliopsida; Solanales; Convolvulaceae
Source: the annotation of a GenBank genome assembly